UUAAAUUAUGGAGCUAUCAAAAUUGUAUGUGAAUAUUAUAAUGUAAAACUUAUUUUAUUAAUACAAAAAGAAAUGUGAAAUUAACAGUAAAAGUUUCCUGCACAUCGUGGGCCGUUUAAUUUACGUAGCAAGCUCCACCAUGGAUCCAGAAGACGAAAUCAAGCUACAAAAAAAGGUACCAGAUGAUUUACCUAAAAUACAUACAAAAUGCAACAGCAACCGUCCACACACCAGUCCACAUGUAUCACCAGAAAUUUCAAGUCCGUCUACAUCAAAAGAAAAUCCAGAUAUGAGAAACAAUGACGACGAUUCAUCUAAUGGCAAAGAUACAGAAAAGGAAGGAUCCCUAUCCGACUGGGUGUCGGGCGGUCCCGUGGGAUCCAAAGCGGCCGUACUGGUCUUCCGAUCGUGUGUCCUCGCUUCCAGAACACCCUCAAUGGAAUCCACAACAAAAACAGUCGGCAACAAUACAGGCACAACGAUACUCCUCAACAAAGCAAAGAAUAUGGCGAAAAGACUCGUGGCCGAACCCCAUUCGUUCAGUGUCCGACCAAAAACAAUAAUGCACGAUGUGAUGGAGACAUUUGGUAAUAACACAAAGUAUAUGGGUCAGGCGUAUGUGGUGAAACACAUUAGUGAAGCUGAAAUACCACUAACAGAGUCUAUAGAGGAGCAAGGGCAUGAAGCAGUCGAACAUAAAAGAGAUAUAGAUGAUGUACUUAAUGAUCUCAGUAAGAUAACACUGAAGAAACAUUUAAAUAUAGAAAACACGACAGCUAAUAUCAAACCACCAGAAGAACCUCCACCUGUAACCAAAGAUGCCAAAGACGAAAAGAAGGGAAAGAAAAACAAAGGCAAAGGAAAAAAGAAAAAUAUACAACGGACUGUCUCACCGAGUAUUGAUAGUGACGACUCUGAACAAUUGCUAGUCAAAGAAGUAGAUAGUAUUAAAGUAUUAGAAAGUAGUCAUAUGCCGGCCAGAAUUCUUAAGAUCACCUACAAAUUAGUUAAUACUGAGACGAAACUACUGCACCGGCUACUCCAAGCUCAUGGUCUUCAAGAAGCCUGUGCUGACGCCAAAGAGUUUAAUCUGCUUUGGGCAGGUCUGCAUCCUAAACCUGAUGUGCUAAGGUCACUAUCAGCGUAUCAGAGAGUCAACCAUUUUCCUAGGUCGUACGAACUAACGCGCAAAGACAAAUUGUUUAAAAACAUAGAGAAAAUGCAAUACUUCCGAGGCUUAAAACACUUUGAUUUCAUCCCCACAACAUUCCUGAUGCCGGCGGAAUAUAAAGAACUGUGUACCACACAUUAUAGGACCAAGGGUCCGUGGAUUGUCAAACCUGCAGCCUCCAGUAGGGGAAGAGGAAUUUAUAUAGUUAAUACGCCAGAACAAAUACCAAAAGGCGAGAACGUAGUCGUGGCAAAGUACGUGGACAAACCGCUUCUGAUUGGCGGACACAAAUGUGACCUACGUCUGUAUGUGUGCGUUACGUCCAUAGACCCAUUGUUAAUAUAUCUGUAUGAGGAAGGCUUGGUGCGAUUCGCUACUGUGAAAUACGAUAAGACGAAUAAGAAUCUGUGGAAUCCAUGCAUGCAUUUGUGCAACUAUAGUAUCAAUAAAUAUCAUACGGAUUAUAUCAAAUGUGACGAUCCAAAUGCUGGUAAUAUUGGCCACAAAUGGACGCUUUCUGCCCUUUUGCGCCAUUUACGUAAGCAAGGACGUAACACAGCUGCGUUAAUGGCCGCAAUAGAGGAUCUGGUCGUCAAAUCCAUUCUAUCUUCGGCCCAGACUAUAACCGCCGCGGCAAGAGUUUUUGUGCCUAAUCUUUUUAAUUGUUUUGAACUAUUUGGCUACGAUAUUUUAAUAGACGACAUGCUUAAGCCGUGGCUGUUAGAAAUUAAUUUAUCACCGAGUUUGGCCUGCGAAAGUCCCUUGGAUGCCCGAGUGAAAUCUGCCCUAUUGGCAGAUACACUGACCCUAGUAGGAUUACCAGCAGUGCCGAUGAGCAGGCAUGAGCAAUCGCCGCAGAACAACUCGCUCAAGAUGAGGAUCGGAGCGUGCCGCCGUGUCCACUCAGCAGAAAACGUGUUCGUACGCGGAAAACCUCAAACCCAGGUGGAGAAAGGUAUCGCUAACCUUUUAACGGGUGAGGAGUUGCGCAUAGUAAGAGCCGUUCGCGCCCAAUACGCCCGGCGUGGGGGAUUCGUCAGAAUAUUCCCUAGUCAGAACUCUUGGCAGAAGUAUUCGCAGUAUUUGGAUCCUGUAACCGGUAUCCCGAUUUGUUCUACGUCCCUAAAUAAUAACAUCCCGUAUACAGUGGUUCACAAUUACAACUUGUUGGUACAUUCCCACGUGUUACCGCAUUUCCAGCACGCGCAAGCUGCAACUAGCCUCACGGACACGCCUCAGAGAUUAAAACGUUACGAGGCUGUAUGCAUCGCGGGUGCGGCGCCGGCAGUUCAGAUAAACUCCCCGGGCGAGGCAACCGCGCCUCCACGGGACGCCAAAAGAGCCAAAGAGCUCAUCAAGACCCAACUCAUUGACGGAAUGAAGUUGACUAUGGGCGAAGGCCGUCGCGCCUUCGGCCUAUAUCUGACCCACGUGCUCAAGCGAAUAUCGUCUCCGAGCAACGAAAUGGCGGUGCAACACGCAGCGCUGGUCCUCCGAUUCCUCAGACGAGCUUCGGCCUCUCUGCGAAUGCCUUAUAAUGUAAAGGGUCCCCCUGCAAAGAUGUGCGACAAGGACAGGUGUGCCAUCAUCGCGAAACAGCUCAACGAUUUCCUAUACAUGUACUAUCGGGAGACGGAUUUAUAUACAGACAGCAAUGACAAGGAUGGAUGCGUGUCGAAUAUACAUUUCGCACAUUUCUUGUAUGCCGCUAGUGAGGCCGAUUUAGAGGACGUUUUACUUUUGGUCCUUCGAUCGGAUAAUUGGGUGGCGACGUUCUUGGGCGAUACUAGAAGUGCCUUAUGCGUUGACGCCCCACCCGCUAGAUUGGCGCAUACAAGCAAACAUACAUUGUUGAAGCAUUUGGCUGCGGUCGCGCCUAUCAAUUGUAGAAAGUACAGACCUACCAUGGACUCGAUGAGUCGUUCGGAGUCGUCCAGCGUCGCUCAAGAAUCGGACUCGUCCCCCCCUCCGCCCCCAUACACCACUUCGGACAUCGUACUUAAGGAGUCGCUCAAGGAAGAGAAGCCACUCAAAGUGGCACUUAAGUACGCGAGAUCAUAGCAAUAUUAUUUAAUAAGAUCGAUUAUGUAAGGUUCAGAAAUAACCUGAUUUAUAAAAAUUAAAUUAAAAAAAAAAAUAAGUCGUUACUAAAUACCAAAAAGUACUUAAAAAUACAUCGAAAUAGAUACACUGCACUAAUGUUACCAUAAAUUAAAAAUAUGGAAUAGAUAAAUGAGGAUGUUCAAAUUUAUCAAUCUUUUUGUUUCAAAUUAAUUAAUUUCACACAAUCGUAACAACCAUAUGACAUCGUUAUACUUGCGUCACGCUUGCGGUGCAUACAAUUUUAUCUAUUCCUGGAGAACAUAUUUGUAGUUAGUUCAAUAUGAUUACAACCGAUUACAACUAGGUUUAGGUUAUAAUAAAAUCUAUUUUUCCAUUUAUGCGCUUUUUGUAAAAAAAAUAUAGAAAGCCAGUAGAAAAGUGCACUAUGCUUCGAGACUCAUAUUUUUACACUAAAGAUCUAGAUUAAGACAUUUAUCGUUCUUUAGUCAGGUAAUUACUGUCAACAAUAGACAAUUCGAUUAUAGACCUUCAACAUUUAAACCUCAUCAAAUUACCCACCUACAGUAAAUUCGGUAGUAUUGUAAGGUGUCUUAAAAAACCGGUAAAUUCUGCUCCCGAUAUAUUCAUUAUUUAACUUUAAAAUCCUUAAAAUUGUUGACCUCUUAGGUUUACAGAUACCUCAUCAAAUUACUGACCUACUGUAAUUACAGGAUAUUUGUUAUUGUAAUGUUUCUUUAAAAAACCGGUAAAUUCUGCUCCCGAUAUAUUCAUUAUUUAACUUUAAAAUCCUUAAAAUUGUUGACCUCUUAGGUUUACAGAUACCUCAUCAAAUUACUGACCUACUGUAAUUACAGGAUAUUUGUUAUUGUAAUGUUUCUUUAAAAAACCGGUAAAUUCUGCUCCCGAUAUUUUCAUUCUUUAACUUUAAAAUCCUUAAAAUUGUUGACCUCUUAAGUUUACACUUACCUCAUCAAAUUACUGGACCUACUGUAAUUACAGGAUAUUUGUUAUUGUAAUGUUUGUUUAAAAAACCGGUAAAUUCUGCUCCCGAUAUUUUCAUUAUUUAACUUUAAAAUCCUUAAAAUUGUUGACCUCUUAGGUUUACACUUACCUCAUCAAAUUACUGGACCUACUGUAAUUACAGGAUAUUUGUUAUUGUAAUGUUUCUUUAAAAAACCGGUAUUUUCCUUCCGAGAAUUUUAUUCAAAAUACUGUUCUUUGAGGGGACUUACUCAUAGAUUUAUAUACAAAAAGAUAAACUGGUUUCGGUUGUCAAAUCCUUUUCCACAUAUAUAUAUCACAGACAGUAAUUACAUUAACACAAAAGCAGUAGAACAGUAAUUUUGAUAUACUAAAAGUCUACUGAUUUAUUUAACUUAGAAUCUGUUUUGAAAUUUUAGAUAAAUAGUAUUACGCAACCAGCUUUUACGCUUUCAAAGUUGCCAUUAAUUAGUACAAUUUAAUAUUAAAAUAAGUACCUGGCAAUAGGUGCUAUAUAACAAAAAACCAUUCGUAUUGUCUACGAAUGGUUUUUAGCCGGGCGUUAACUGUGGAAGUUAAUAAUUUGUCGUUUAGUUGACGACUGAGCUGAGUGUUUUGCUCUUAUGAACACGUUUUACAUGUUAGAGUGAGAUGACUGUGUUUCAGAACAUAUGUUAGAGUGAGAUGGCUAUGUGUUCCAACUUUUACAUAAAAUAGUUUCAAACUUAAA
Pieris brassicae (large cabbage white) is the source of this 4946-nucleotide messenger RNA. It is a transcript of the gene TTLL5, whose product is annotated as tubulin polyglutamylase TTLL5. Gene Ontology annotation, cellular component: cilium. Gene Ontology annotation, biological process: microtubule cytoskeleton organization; protein polyglutamylation. NCBI's taxonomy places the organism in Eukaryota, Metazoa, Arthropoda, Insecta, Lepidoptera, Pieridae. The record is from RefSeq and is a predicted model, not a curated record. The transcript has 17 exons. Gene Ontology annotation, molecular function: tubulin binding; tubulin-glutamic acid ligase activity. Bases 140 to 3232 code for a protein of 1030 amino acids.